Molecule: messenger RNA, 1627 nt
Organism: Arachis duranensis
Lineage: Eukaryota; Viridiplantae; Streptophyta; Magnoliopsida; Fabales; Fabaceae
Product: probable protein phosphatase 2C 13
Biological process (GO): protein dephosphorylation
Molecular function (GO): protein serine/threonine phosphatase activity
Source: RefSeq, a predicted model, not a curated record
AACCUAAUUUACUAAUUUUGUCACUUUUCGAAAGCAAAACUUGUCCGAAUUCGAACCAAGCUUCGAUCUCGAAUCCCUAAUUUCAGAACCCUAGUUAUUUGGAAGAGGGAAGUUUACAGAACGCGGCAUUUUAAAGGAUGAUUGUGAGCCAGAACAUGGUGGCGGAAGCGGAAAUCAUGUUUCAGCAGAGCAUUCCGGUGCUGGAUGUGAAGUAUCAUCUAUGCGCAAUGCAAGAGCACGCCGUUAAGGAAUCGGUAUUCCUAUCUUUAGAACAGUUUGAGUCUUGCCUGAAUCGAUAGAAAUGGCUGUGAGUUGCUCUGAGUUGAUUGAAGAUACCGUUUUAGAGACUCAUGUUACCACAUUUACUCCAACGGUUUGUUCUGGAAGCUGUGCUGAUAUUGGACCAAGGGGAUCCAUGGAUGAUGAGCACAUCCAAAUAGAUGAUCUAGCUGCCCACCUUGGAUUUGUGUUCAAAUACCCUAUACGGAGUGCAUUUUAUGCAGUUUUUGAUGGGCGAGGGCCUAAUGCAGCUGCUUUCAUUAAGAGGAAUGCAAUUAGAUUAUUUUUUGAAGACACCAAUAUGAUGCAAUCAUAUGAUACAGAUGCACUUUCCCUAAAAUGGUUGGAGGAUUCUCAUAGGAAAGCAUUCUUAGGGGCAGACCUUGCCUUGGCUGGUGAACGGAGUGUUAGUCAUACUUAUGGGACAACAGCAUUGACUGCCCUUAUACUUGGAAGGCAUUUACUGGUUGCCAAUGCUGGUGAUUGUCGAGCAGUUCUUUGUAGGCGAGGAGUAACAGUUGAGAUGUCUCAUGAUCACAGACCGAGUUAUUUACCAGAACGGAGGAGAGUGGAAGAGUUAGGUGGUUUCAUCUAUGAUGGGUAUCUCAAUGGUGAUCUUUCUGUCACCCAUGCCCUUGGUGAUUGGAAGUUGAAGUAUCCAUUUGGGACUGCGUUGCCUCGUAUUGUUCCAGAUAUUCAAGUAUUUACAUUGACAGAGAAGGACGAGUUCUUGAUUAUUGGGUGCGACGGCAUUUGGGAUGUAAUGUCAAGCCAGGAAGCAGUUAGUUUCGUGCGUCGACAAUUGAGAAGGCAUGAUGAUCCACAACAAUGUGCCAAAGAACUAGUUAAGGAAGCAUUGCACCUCAAUACAACAGAUAAUCUUACUGUGAUUGGUAUAUGCUUAUCCCCGGUGGAAAAGAUUGUUGAAUCUCUCCCACCGCAUAGGCGAAGAUUCAGAGCUUGCUUCCUAUCUGAAGAGGCCAGAUUGAGGAGCUUACUUGAAGGAAAAUAAGUGUGCAUAUACUUCUCACCAUCGGCAGCUGUUCCUUCCAUGCAUAGAUUAGGUUGUGUUUGUAGGCUGUCUUAGAGUGCUACAGAAAAUCAGCCAGCAGUUUUGUAGGGAUAGAGAGAAAAGAUUAGGGGGGUGUUUUUCACCUAUUUAAUGAGAGGUAUUUUUUCUGGGUUAUGACUUUAUUCGAUAGAGACAAUUGUAGGUAGCUAUUUUUUUGUGGAAACCAUGGUGAAUAGAAUUUGACAGUUGUUACGUGUGUAAACAAAGAGAAUUGAUUCAGCCUUGUCAACAACAUGUAUGAAUGCAGCAAGAAUUUGAUGUUCUUUUGGAAUAUUG